This is a messenger RNA of Racocetra persica, 218 nucleotides long. NCBI's taxonomy places the organism in Eukaryota, Fungi, Glomeromycota, Glomeromycetes, Diversisporales, Gigasporaceae. The record is from the annotation of a GenBank genome assembly.
AAUGGCAAAUGAAUCAAAUUCUUCUUGAAAAUUCUCUUAUUAAUUGUUAUCCUUGUCUUGAAGAAUGUUUAGAAGUGAUUGAAAUUUUGAGAAAUAUUCAAAAAAAUCAAGCUACUCAAAUUGAUGACAUUAAAAAUAAAAUACCUAUAAAUAGAAAAAAUCCUAACUAUGAACAAACUAAAUUUAAAGAUGAAAAUGUUGAAGAGAUUGAAUUGUAA